UAUACGACUUAUCACGCAUGUUGUCGAGGUGUUUUUACGUAUUGAUUUUGACUAGUGGUGCGUUCUUGAGCCAUUGGUAGAAUACGUAUUUCGUAAACUUGAUAGUUUUGGUGGAGAAUGUAUUUUAAGUGACUGAUCAGGAGAAGGAAUAUCUGCCCCAUCAAGAGGUCUGUGCCUCUGUAUACAUCCAGUAGCAUUCCCUGGUAAAUCUCUGUGCCCCAGUAAAGAUGGUUAACCCAUGCCCAUACUGGACACAGAAACAGCUAAGGAGGAUGUGGCUGACCCCGGAUCAUAGAAGCUGAAAGAACAACACCACAGGAAGCCAGAGAACUAAAUGAGUGAUCUGUUGAAUGAAGUUCUGGCUACUGCAGAGUUACCCACUAUCUUUUGAGGUGAAGACAGAGCCCACUAAGUCAGCAAGGGCUCUCUGACCUCUUUUUGCUGUCAACAUGGAAACAAGGUUAUUAGUCCUUUUGGUAUGUCUGCAGGUUUUCUGUACAGCAGGAAAUGUUUGUGACUUUAAAGAAAAACAACAUCUUAUCCAAACUUUGACAAGAAAGCUUCUGAAAGCAACACAGGAUGAUUCUGUGCCUAACCCCAGUAUUCACAUUGGUCUGCGCCUUGCUAAAUAUCACAACCACGAGAUGGAAAACAGUUACCUCCAGCGACUACGAAAAGAACGAGAGUCAGACUUCCUUGCAAGGACUGGACCAGAGUAUCAAAAAGAGCCAGUCACUGGCCUGCUUGCCUUACACAUCUUAGCACUGCAAGCUUCAUGUGAAAAUCUGGACAACCAAACUGGAAAGCAACUGAUUACACAGCUAAAGCGGGCACUGCACAGUGAGAAGGAACACAUUGCCACCUACGACAAACCUCUAUCAAAUUACUACCAGUACAGCAUGGGAAUUUUGGCAUUGUGCAUAAAUGGAAAGAAGAUUGACCAUCAUGUGAUUGGGAGACUGAUUCAAGCUGAAAAGCGCAAGAAGUUUAUGCACCAUGAUUCUCAAUCUGUUGAUACAGAGGCAAUGGCAGGGCUAGCACUGCAGUGCCUGGAGCAGUCUGACUUUAUGUAUACAGACCAGCUGAGGACAGACAUCAAUAACACAAUCAAAAGUCUGAAGAAGAAAAUUAUUGAAUCCAGAAGUGCAGAGGGCAUUAUAGGAAAUAUUUUCAGUACGCCACUUGCAGUUCAGGCCUUGCAUGCAAUGGGGCAAGAAGAUGCAUGUUCUGGUUCUGCAGAAGCCCUUCUUGGACAGGCAGAAGUGGGCACAUUUCACAACCCUAUGGCACUAUCCCUGCUGAUUCCAGUUCUGCAUCAGAAAACUUACCAGGACAUUGCCAACAUAGACUGCUCUGAUGAAGAUAAUACUCUGACAACAUCCCAUUCUGGACUAAAUCAACUUGGCAAUGAAAUCAAAGUGACCUUUAUGGUACAGAACAUUGGCAGUACGAACAAUGAAUAUGAAGAUACUGUAUUCGUUCCUCAAGGGUCAUCAUUGCUUGAAGUCCUUAAAACAGCACAUAAAGAAAAACCUAAACACUUUGCGUAUGAAAUUAAAGACAGCCUGUGGGGACCCUUCCUGUCUUCAGUGAAUGGUAUAACUGCAGAUGUGGAGAGGAGAACUUACUGGCAAAUCCUUAAAGACCGUAACAUUCAUCUGAUGGAAGGCAUCGCUGAUUAUAAACCUCAUGAUGGAGACCAUAUAAUUUUACGGCUUUCCACAUGGUAAAAUACAAUGAUGUAGAUUCAGAAUGGAACUCCAUGUCACUCUGUCUUACAUUUCUUUAUUUCACUACAUACAUGCAACUGCUGGUCAUCAUAAAGAAGAACCAAAGCAUAUGGGAUUUAACUUAUAGGUCUGCUAAAAGCAAAUCAAGUGGAAUAUGGAUAUAUGUCUUAAAGCAUUUAGCAUCAAUAUCGCUGACUAACUAGCAGCUAGCUAGAGCAAACGUGAACCAUAAGGUUUGAGAAUGUUAACUUUUUGACUUAAUCUCCUAGUCUGUUUUGUUUUCUUGUAUACUGUAUUAGAAAUGAUUGUUAAGGUACCACUGUAUCUGAUUUUAAAAUAUAACUCAAAAUAUUUUGACAAUAGCAUUUGAAAGCUUGAGCAAACAUUUUCACUUGAGAUCUUUUUAGAUACUCAAUAAACUGUAAACUUGUACAACUGAA
Molecule: messenger RNA, 2170 nt
Organism: Protopterus annectens (West African lungfish)
Lineage: Eukaryota; Metazoa; Chordata; Ceratodontiformes; Protopteridae
Gene: TCN2
Product: transcobalamin 2
Exons: 11
Coding region: 450-1730 (426 amino acids)
Biological process (GO): cobalamin transport
Molecular function (GO): cobalamin binding
Source: RefSeq, a predicted model, not a curated record